Messenger RNA from Phytophthora sojae, 1074 nucleotides. RefSeq lists its product as hypothetical. The record is from RefSeq and is a predicted model, not a curated record. The transcript has a single exon. Lineage: Eukaryota; Oomycota; Peronosporomycetes; Peronosporales; Peronosporaceae. The coding region runs from base 235 to 1074 and encodes 279 amino acids.
UUUGGACGGCCCCCCCGCGCAGGCAGGCAGGCAAGCAGACUAGCUGGCAGGCAGGCAGCGGGCGGCCCACGAACGAAAGCAGUCGGACAGGUAGCAGGCAGGCCGGGCACGGGACUCGACGACGACGACCGAGUCUCGCGCGACCCCCUCACGACGCAGCAGAGCAGAGCACAGGAGCCGGACGCAGCAGCAGCGCCAGCAGCAACGACGGAGGCCGCAGCGCGUCGCGUGUCAAUGACCCUCAAGUGCUGGAACGCCGCGCCGCCCCGCAAGGUGCCGGCCAUCGACACGAGCGCGGGCGUCGAGUCGCUGCUCGCCGGCAACCAGGCCGGCCGCGCGCGCGCCGCGCCCAAGUCGGCCCGGUGCCGCUCGCAGUCGAGCAACUGGGACAAGGACGCCGUGGACGCCGCCGGAGACAGCGAAGACGACCACUUCGACGUGACGGCCGCCACCAUCCCGGCGCCGUCGCACCAGAUCCACGCCAUGCCGGCGCUCUGGGUGAGCGGCCGGAGGCGGCACAGCCGCGGCCGCAGCCGGCGACGCACCGUCAGCGAGAACUACAACCACGGUCUCGGCGGCAGUAGCAGCAGCAGCGGCAGCAACAUCCACGGCCCCAGCGCCGGCUACAGCAACAACAGCACGCCCACAGGUUCCUCGUCCUCGUCGCUGUCGGCCACGCUGCCGUCCUCGCUCUCCGGAGCGGACGAGCAGCUCCGACAGGCCGCGGCGGCCGCCGCCGCGGGCGGCAACCUCAACCAGCGCCUGCGCAUCACAGUGCCCGACGGGCCGCGGUUCCCCGGCUGGGUACGAGGCCAAGCGGCCGAAGUGCAGUGGGAGGCGCUGGACCCGAGCGUGCAGUGCGUGCGGAUCGACGUGUGCAACGUGGCGUGGACCGUGCCGACCACCAUCGCGCAUCGCGUGGCCAACGACGGCACCUACCGCUGGCGCCGCGUGUACUGGGGCAUGCCGAUUGCCGAGGGCUACUAUGUGAAUAUUUACGACGUGACGGAGCAGAAGGACCCGGCGGACUUGCUGUUGCUGGCGCAGAGCGAGCGCUUCGCCGUCAUCAAGUGA